Molecule: messenger RNA, 2959 nt
Organism: Rana temporaria (common frog)
Lineage: Eukaryota; Metazoa; Chordata; Amphibia; Anura; Ranidae
Gene: WASF3
Product: WASP family member 3
Exons: 11
Coding region: 410-1909 (499 amino acids)
Biological process (GO): positive regulation of Arp2/3 complex-mediated actin nucleation; actin cytoskeleton organization
Cellular component (GO): cytoskeleton
Molecular function (GO): protein kinase A regulatory subunit binding; Arp2/3 complex binding; actin binding
Source: RefSeq, a predicted model, not a curated record
CCCGGCAUCCUUGUGUGUGUGGUCAGUGAGCCGUGCGGAGGACAGUGAUGGAGAAGGGGAUUACCGGGGGGGCGAGUACAGCCGACCGACACAGGGACCGCUGACCUUCCCGGGAGACGGAGGAGCGAGGAGCCGGACAGCACGGUGAAUUGACCUCAAACAGACCAAAUAACUGGCCAUUCUGCUGUCCAGGGUUGACUUACAACUUUACUAGAUAGAGGGAUAGGACUGACCCUACUGACUGAGGAGAAACAGGAAGUGAGAAAUUCAGACAAAGAAAAAAAACAUUUAGAAGGGAAUUUGAAGGAAAAGAAUUUGCACUCCAUUUGAAGCUGGCUGAUCAGUAACAAGCACAAGAACCAAUGUUUGGCUUCCUCUGAAGGAUUUUGAAGAAAAACGUCUAUGAACCAUGCCGCUGGUCAAGAGGAACAUAGAGCCCAGGCAUCUGUGUCGGGGAAUUGUGCCAGACGGGAUCACCAGUGAACUGGAAUGUGUGACCAAUAAUACACUUGCAGCGAUCAUCCGACAGCUAAGCAGCCUGAGCAAGCAUGCUGAAGACAUAUUUGGCGAGUUGUUUAAUGAGGCGAACACUUUCUACAUCAGAACAAAUUCUCUUCAAGACAGAAUUGAUCGGCUUGCUGUCAAAGUCACCCAGCUGGAUUCAACAGUGGAAGAGGUUUCACUCCAAGACAUCAACAUGAGGAAAGCUUUCAAAAGUUCCACCACCCAGGACCAACAAGUGGUUUCUAAGGAGAGCAUCCCUAACCCAGUGAAAGAGAUCUAUAAUACCAGUGAUAAACCUCCUCCCCUUAACAUUCUCAGUCCAUACAGAGAUGACAAGAAAGAUGGCCUGAAAUUUUACACCGACCCGUCAUAUUUCUUUGACCUUUGGAAGGAAAAAAUGCUGCAAGACACUGAAGAUAAAAGAAAAGAGAAAAGAAGACAGAAGGAGCAAAAGCGUGUGGAUGGCACCACCCGUGAGGUGAAGAAAGUCAGAAAAGCCAGGAAUAGACGCCAAGAAUGGAACAUAAUGGCCUUCGACAAAGAACUAAGACCGGACAACAGACUGUCUCCUAAUAUUUACCAAGGAGCCUCUUCUGAAGGAUCCAUGUCACCCGAUACUAGGUCACAUGUAUCAGAUCUUACAGAAUAUUCCUACCCUGCCACACCAAACCACUCCCUGCACCAGCAUUCCAUGACACCAACAUAUGUUGGGUCAGGAGAUUCACUGCAUCAUGUAGGUGCUAAUCAGGUUCAUGAACACGACUUCCGCUCCUCAACUGGAACACUAAGGCAUGGCACUUUAAACAGACCGCAGCAACCGCCACCACCUCCCCCACCAACAAUGGAUGGACUGCACCCACCUCCACUAGUAUCCUCAGAGUGCAGGAGAGUGCUGCCUCCUCAGAUGAUGGAGUAUUACCCCACGGCAUCCCCACCCCCGCCUCCACCCGUUAUUCCUUCAGCUCAGACUGCCUUUGUUAGUCCUCUUCAGCACCCGGUUCCAGGAUCACCAGGGGGACAGUUAUCUGGGUCUCCCUACGCAGCAUCUCCUCCUCCUCCUGUAAACAGUGCUUCGGCCUCACCUGGACCUCCCCCUCCACCACCAGGACCUCCUGCACCUGUCCUAUUUCACUCUUCAUCUCCAAUGCACUUUGCCAAAGUACUGGAAGCAAAGCGGCAUGAUGGUGCUCAUAUGCUUGGCCUGACCAGCGAUGCCCGAAGCGACUUGUUGUCUGCUAUCCGCAUGGGAAUUCAGCUGAAAAAGGUACAAGAACAGCGUGAACAGGAAGCCAAGCGGGAGCCAGUUGGAAAUGAUGUAGCAACCAUCCUUUCCAGACGGAUUGCUGUUGAAUACAGCGAUUCUGAAGAUGAUUCAGAAUUCGAUGAGAAUGACUGGUCUGACUGAAAACGGAUUAUGAAAAUGUUGUCAUCGGGAAGAAACUUUAGGCGUACCUGUCAGGAUCUGCCAGUAGUAGCACAGCAUCCAAGUUAUCAGGUCUUCUGUAAUGAUAGGAACUUGCUCAGCCCCUUCUGUGUCUCCCUAGACAGGGUCGCAUGUAUGCAGGGGGGAAAUUCCAUGAUAAAAGGUUCCAGGAUGGCCUGUGCUGACAAGCAUGUCAUUUGCAUGCUUCAGCCAUAGGUUAAGUAAGACGCAUGACAGGUAUAAUUUAGCUAAUAUAGAACAUGAACACUGAAGUCUAAGUUGUAAUUCUAAUGGGCAUUACAAGAUUUUGUAGCCAGAAGUUUAUAAGACUAACACUCCCACAGUAUAGAAUUUAUUGGAAACUCAGGGAAAUGAAGGUGACAGUACUUGGAAUAGUUAAUAGCGUAAAAUAUUAAUGAUAGUUCUUAAACAUGUGUAAGCGAUUUUCCAUAAAUGUAUCCUACUGAAUAUGCAUCUGAAGAUAUACAACAGUUUACGCAUUGUGACAGAAGCCAUUUGGUGGAAUGAUCCUGUAUUCAUAUACUGACAAGGAACGGAAAUGUCUCAAGGUCAAGCUUGGGUGGUCACCUGCAGAUAUCAUUGAAGAUGAAAAGCACACACCAGGAUAUGUAGUUCAGUAUAUGCCUUUAUCUAUUAAGAGGUGGUGGCAUAUCAUGCAUGGGUUACGGACGCUUGCAUGGGUCACAGUGAGGCCAUGUAACAUCGCAUUUGUGAGCCUACAUUAAUUCUGUAUAUGGCCUUUUCUUUUAUCAUAGCCUAGGUCUCAAGAAAACAGUGAGACCGCAACAUAGUGCAAAUGUCCUCCUAUUUCCCAGAACAGACACCUAUGUGGAUCUUAUUACCCCACAAGACUCCUGCAUAUUUGCACUACACUCCAUGUUCCCUUAAGCUUCACUUACUUUUCGGAGUUGUGUGGCUUCUGUCCCAUUUGGACUCUUGACUCGAGUUGGAUGCAGACUUGUCAAAGAGGCAUUAUGCAGGACACUUCCUAGUGGCAAGCAGUGAAGCCAC